Lotus japonicus is the source of this 2289-nucleotide messenger RNA. RefSeq names its product ubiquitin carboxyl-terminal hydrolase 24. Gene Ontology annotation, biological process: protein deubiquitination. The record is from RefSeq and is a predicted model, not a curated record. The transcript has 7 exons. Gene Ontology annotation, molecular function: cysteine-type endopeptidase activity; cysteine-type deubiquitinase activity. Lineage: Eukaryota; Viridiplantae; Streptophyta; Magnoliopsida; Fabales; Fabaceae. Gene Ontology annotation, cellular component: nucleus; cytosol. The coding region runs from base 375 to 1988 and encodes 537 amino acids.
AACUAUUUUCAUCCCUAAUAAACAGCAGGAGAAGAAGCAAUACCAUAACAUUCAUCCUCCUCGCCGAUAACCCUAACCCUAAUUCAAGAAUCGUCGAUUUCAGAAACACCCUCUUUCUUCUUCUUCUCCCUGUCGAUGCUCCGUUUUGAUGUCACGAAGGUUCAAACAGGGAGGGUUCCAUUGUUAAAUGCUCUCUCUCUUCUUCCUCUGCUCACCUUUUCCCCUUUUCAUGUCUUCAAUUACCACCACCUCUUGUGCUCCUUCAGGGUCCUCCAAAACCCUACUUUUUGAUUCCCAUCUCGUUUCCAUACCCAAACCCUCUUCUCUAUUUACUUUUUCCCUUUCAGGUUUGCAGUUUCGGUCCCUUCAUCAACAUGAGUGAUUCUAAGAUGUUUCUAUUUGGGUCAUUUACUGAAGAUGAAACCAAAUCAUUGUUGGUAAAGAAGUCUUCUGGUAAAAAUGAAAAGCACGCGGAGAAGAAGCACCCGCUCCAAUUCGGUUCUCUGAAUUCUGUUACUGUUGAGUCAAACAACCUGUUAAAUUCAUCAAAUGCUCCCGAUAGUGUUCCUCCUGCUGAUUCUCUGAAAUGUAAUGGGGUGGCUAUCACUGGUAACUUUCCUAAAGUAUCAGGAAGUAUAAAAGAGAAAAAAGAGAAUGGCAGCAUUACCAAUUUCUCCCUUAGCCCUUCAAGUGUGAUUAGUGCAAACCAAGUUAAAAAAAAUAAUGUGCAUUCUGUUAAACCACUUGAUGAAGAUGGUCCCUCAAACCAAUUUACAAAUUUGAGCCUCUAUGCUUCUGAGGAUGAAAGCUUGAAUGCUCAUAAAAUUGCCAGUGAGGAUGAUUCUUUAUCUAAACUAUCUGAUCAAGACUCGAAAAAGGCACCUAAUUGCCAUGCUGUUGUUCAUGUUAAGGAUCUACUGCCUCGAGGCCUUAUCAACUCUGGGAAUCUAUGCUUUCUUAAUGCAACCAUGCAAGCCCUAUUGUCUUGUUCUCCUUUUGUUCAGCUUUUGCAGGAAUUAAGAACUCGUAACAUUCCAAAGGUUGGCUAUCCCACAUUGACAGCAUUUGCUGAGUUUUUAACUCAAUUUGACAUGCCAAGCGGAACACAAUUGAAGAAGAAAGAUUCUGAUUCAUUUGAGUUUGGAAAGCCAUUUUGCCCUGUUAUGUUUGAAGGUGUUCUGAAAAAUUUUACUCCCGAUGUGCCAAAUAGCAUUUCAGGAAGACCAAGGCAGGAAGAUGCUCAGGAAUUUCUGAGCUUUGUAAUGGAUCAAAUGCAUGAUGAACUACUGAAGUUUGAAGGUCAGUCUUCAAGUCUUAAUGGUAGCAGAUCUUCCCUAGUUUCUUCUGUGGAGGAUGAUGAAUGGGAAACAGUGGGGCCAAAGAAUAAAUCUGCUGUAACAAGGACUCAAAGUUUUGUUCCAUCAGAGUUAAGUGGUAUUUUUGGAGGGGACCUCAGAAGUUUGGUGACAACUAAAGGUAAUAGAGGUUCUGCCACUAUUCAACCAUAUCUCUUACUCCAUCUUGACAUUUAUCCUGAUGCUGUCCACACUAUUGAGGAUGCUCUUCACUUGUUUUCUGCACCGGAAACUGUUGAAGGGUACCGAACAUCAGUGACUGGGAAGCCAGGUGUUGUGACUGCAAAAAAAUCUGUGCAGAUACAGACACUUCCACGGAUUAUGAUAUUGCACUUGAUGCGUUUUGGUUAUGGAAGCCAGGGAAGCACCAAGUUACAUAAGCCUGUGCACUUUCCUCUUGAGUUGACUUUGCGUCGUGAGUUGCUUUUUUCUGCAUCUACCGAGGGUCGAAAAUAUGAACUUGUUGCAACAAUUACUCAUCACGGAAGGGAGCCUUCAAAAGGGCACUACACAGCUGAUGCCCAGUACCCUAAUGGUCUCUGGCUACGAUUUGAUGAUGCAUCUGUCUAUUCUAUUGGAGUAAAUAAGGUGCUCCAUGACCAGGCAUAUGUUCUGUUCUACAAACAGAUAUGAAAACAUAUAUUGUUCAGUUGUUAACUACUCCCUUUUGCACCUGAGAAAUUCUCUUCUGUCCGAAAGGAUUGCCAGUCCAUUAAUGUUUUGUGUGGAGAAAACGUGAGUGUGCUCUCAAGGCUCCUCAGAUUUCAAGAUGUCAUGAAUGGUCGUUCCAAUCUACGGUGUGAUAAGAGUAAUUGUUGUAACAUUCUUUUCAUGUUCUUUCAACUUGAUAAGUUUUGUAGUCCUAGUAUAGGGCAUGGGCAUGUAAUUAUAGUACAGUUAAAGGCUUAUAUGAAAAAUCUGCCUAUGAUAAAAA